AUGUUCAUCCCACAAAGUCGAAUACUUACCCUACGGCAAGUUCACCGCUCAUCCCGUCUUCUCCACCAGCGGCCAUAUGCCACUCAAACGAAUACACAGCGCUUAGUAGACAAGCUGAGCGAGCACCAUAAUGACAGCUUUUUACAAGGUAGCGCUUCAACCUACAUUGACACCAUGUACACAUCCUGGAAAGCCGACCCCACCUCUGUACAUGUUUCGUGGCAGGCAUAUUUCCACAAUGUUGGGAACGGACACGUCCCAGUUGAGCAGGCAUUCAUUCCUGCACCAGACCUAAAUGCUACAAAUGCGCAAUCAGAGACAGUGAAGCAGCUCAAAGCCAUACAGUUGAUACAGGCAUACCAGCGCUGGGGCCACGAACACGCCAAUAUCGACCCGUUAGGCAUGCUCAACGAGGGCAGAGCCAGAAAGAAGGAGUUAUCCAUGGCGCAUUAUGGUCUUGGACCUGAAGAUCUCGAUAUGGUUAUCCCCGUUGCGCUGGGACCGCAGGACUUCACAGCGACGAAGAGCAUGAUCCUUUGGGAGAUUAAUUCGGCUUGCGAGGAGACAUACUGUGGAAGCAUGGGUGUCGAGUACAUGCACAUUUCCGACCAGGAGCAAGUAGACUGGAUCCGCAGGAUGUUUGAGGGGCCAGAGCGCUAUGUCUUCUCGAAUGAUGAAAGGCGACGUAUUCUGGAUGGCUUAGUACGCGCCACGGCUUGGGAGAAGUUCCUGGCUACGAAGUUUCCGAAUGAGAAGCGAUUUGGGCUUGAUGGGGUGGAAAGUUAUAUUCCUGCGUUUGAGGCUGCUGUGGAUCGAUCGGCCGAGAAUGGUGUUGAGCAUAUUGAGAUGGGGGUGGGCCACCGCGGGCGCAUGAAUGCGCUGUAUAAUAUUGUUGGAAAGGAUGGGGCUUCGAUGUUGCGGGAUUUCGAGUCUAAGGAGACUUCAGCUUGGGGAAUACCGGGUGAUGUGAAAUAUCAUUAUGGGGGAAGUGGUGAGAGAGUUACCCCGUCGAAGAGGAAGGUGUAUAUGAACAUGGCGCCGCAGCCGUCUCAUGUCGAGUCAGUGAACCCCGUUGUUAUGGGGAAGACGAGGGCGAUUCAAGAUCGGAGGAAUGACGACCGCGAGAAGACCAUGAUGCUGAAUGUUCAUACUGAUGCGGCCUUCGCUGGUCAGGGAACGGUGUAUGAGACGCUGGGACUGGCUGGGUUGAAUGGCUAUGAGAUUGGUGGGACGUUGAGAUUCAUUGUGAACAAUCAGGUUGGUUUUACUACUGAUGCCUGGCAGGCGAGAUCGUCGCCAUGUUGCACGGACGUGGCGAAGAUCUUGGAUGCACCGGUUAUUCAUGUUAAUGGUGACGACGUUGAGGCAGUAGUUCUAGCUGGCAUUUUCGCAGCAGAUUUCCGCGCAACAUUCAAGAAAGAUUGCAUUGUCGACAUCGUUUGCUAUCGGCGCAAUGGACAUAACGAGAUGGACCAGGCCUCAUUCACCCAGCCAACAAUGUAUGAGCGCAUUGCCAAGAAACGGAACAUCCUCGAUGAGUAUGAGGCUAGAAUGAUCUCAAAGGGUAUCAUCAAGAAAGAAGAAAUCGCCAGUAUGAAGGACAAAGCUUGGGCAGAGCUUAUGGAAUGCUUCGAGAAGCGUAAGGAACAGAAGCCAGACACGAAUGAGUGGCUGAUCGAUUCGUGGAAAGGAAUGAAAAUGCCAACAGAGUCAAACGCGGAAACACUAUCACAGAAGGUGACAGCAGUCGACCGAGAAUCCAUCAAUGCCGUGUCUAAGAAGCUUGGAGCGGAGGUUCCGGAAGGCUUCGAGCUACACAAAAUCCUGGAGCGCAUUCUUUCUCGCCGACAGCAAACAGUGACGACCGGCAAGGAUAUUGACUGGGCUACAGCCGAAGCUCUGGCGUUCGGGACACUUCUCCGUGAGGGCACAAGCGUCCGAGUAGCCGGACAGGAUGUCGAACGAGGCACCUUUUCCCAGCGCCAUGCUACUGCAGCAAUGGGUUUUGAGUUCGGCUACUCAUUGGCAGACCCAGAUACUCUCGUGAUGUGGGAAGCCCAAUUCGGUGACUUUGCUAACAACGCUCAAGUUAUCAUCGAUAACUAUGUCGCAUCUUCCGAGAAGAAGUGGCUCCAGCGCUCUGGUGUGGUUCUUUCACUACCCCAUGGAUACGAUGGCCAGGGACCGGAACAUACAUCAGCCCGCUUGGAGCGAUUCUUGCAACUGGGUGACGAAGAUUCUAGGAAAUUCCCGUCAACGGAGCAGCUCCAGCGCCAGCAUCAGGAUGCUAACAUACAGGUUGUGUGCAUGACAAGUCCGGCAAACUACUUCCACGUUUUGCGUCGGCAAAUUCACCGAGACUUCAGAAAGCCUCUCAUCAUACUUUUUUCCAAGUCACUACUCCGUCACCCCCUUGCACGUUCGGAUAUUGAAGAGUUCAUCGAGACUACCUACUUCCAACCGUUGCUUCCCGAAACUCAACACGGCAUUACCAUCAAUAAGCCGGAGGAUAUUAAGCGCGUAAUCUUUUGCUCUGGCCAAGUGUAUGCGACGCUCUACAAGUAUCGCGAAACUCACGGCCUCAAAGACACGGCUAUCACGCGGAUCGAAGAACUUCAUCCAUUUCCAUGGGAGCAAGUUAGACAAAACCUGGAUAACUACCCCAACGCAACGGAUGUUGUUUGGUGUCAGGAAGAAAUACUGAAUGGGGGUGCAUGGAGUUAUGUAAUGCCGAGAUUUGAGGUUAUAUUGGCUAAGACAGAGAACCAUACGGAUAAGAAGAUACGAUAUGCAGGUAGGGAGCCGAUGUCGAGUGUUGCAGUGGGGUAUAAGGUGCUUCACGCUGUUGAGGAAGAGAAGCUGCUAGGGGAUGCUUUUCAGAUGUCUCCCGAUGAGUAA
Aspergillus welwitschiae is the source of this 2898-nucleotide messenger RNA. Its product is annotated as thiamine diphosphate-binding protein. Gene Ontology annotation, molecular function: thiamine pyrophosphate binding; oxoglutarate dehydrogenase (succinyl-transferring) activity. Lineage: Eukaryota; Fungi; Ascomycota; Eurotiomycetes; Eurotiales; Aspergillaceae. Bases 1 to 2898 code for a protein of 965 amino acids. The transcript is spliced from 5 exons. Gene Ontology annotation, biological process: tricarboxylic acid cycle. Gene Ontology annotation, cellular component: oxoglutarate dehydrogenase complex; mitochondrion. The record is from RefSeq and is a predicted model, not a curated record.